Messenger RNA from Symbiodinium pilosum, 330 nucleotides. The record is from the annotation of a GenBank genome assembly. NCBI's taxonomy places the organism in Eukaryota, Dinophyceae, Suessiales, Symbiodiniaceae.
AUGUUUAGUUGUUUGACUUCCUCAUGCCGAAUUCGUUCCCUGGAAGCCUUGGUGCAGAUUCCUCUUUUCGAGUUGCUGGACCGUCUGGACAGCCAAGUCGUCGAAGAGAUCCACUUACCGGAUUCAGUGACGCACAGCGUCUCUCCCUUCUAUGUGCACUUGCUCCCGACGCGGAAUGUCGAGUCAAACCACGUGCGCACCUUCUUUGAGCUGCACUGCGACAAAGUUUUCAAGGACGUUGUUGCAGAGCAUCGAGGCCUUUUGCGGCCUCUGACCGUUGUGGAGAUCGGAAGCCAUUUGGGAGGCCACUGGCAAGUCAGGGGCUUUUGA